AUGGAAGGGACAGUAGCUGCAGCUGGAUUUGUAAAAGAACUUGGUUUUGAAUUUUGUGGUGGAUUUGAACUUGCUCCUCGUAGGCAGACACAAUUGGGUUUCACAUUCUAUUUCCCAGUAAAGCAGGUGAAUGACACAAUUGGCACAUUAACUCGUGGUAGAUACUUCAAUAAUGACGUCAUUGUUGUUGUGAUAUUGGGUACUGGAACAAACUCAUCAUAUAUGGAGUGUGCACAUGGGAUUCCCAAGUGGCAUGGACUUUUACCCAAAUCAAGAGAGAGUCGAGAGAUAGUUAUCAACAUGGAGUGGGGAAACUUCCGGUCAUCACAUUUUCGUCUAACAGAAUAUGAUCAUUCUUUGGAUCUCGAGAGUCUAAAUGUUGGUGAUCAGUAUACAUGUGGUGCUCGUCUCUCCGCUGCAGGGAUUUAUGUUAUCUUGAAGAAAUUGGGAAGAGACGUGGUGAAAGAAGGUGAAAAGCAACAUAAGACUGUGAUAGCAAUGAAUGGAGGUUUAUUUGAAAACUACAAGAAAUUUAGCCAGUGUUUAGAGGACUCACUAAAGGAAUUAUUAGGAGAUGAAGCUGCAUAA
Molecule: messenger RNA, 588 nt
Organism: Papaver somniferum (opium poppy)
Lineage: Eukaryota; Viridiplantae; Streptophyta; Magnoliopsida; Ranunculales; Papaveraceae
Product: hexokinase-2-like
Exons: 5
Coding region: 1-588 (195 amino acids)
Biological process (GO): glycolytic process; glucose 6-phosphate metabolic process; intracellular glucose homeostasis
Cellular component (GO): cytosol; mitochondrion
Molecular function (GO): mannokinase activity; glucokinase activity; D-glucose binding
Source: RefSeq, a predicted model, not a curated record